UCUGCUGUUUACACUUCCCUCAAUACUUCCCCCCUGUGGUUAAAUAAGCCCUAAAACCAUAGAUUUAAGUCGCUCCCGCUCUCUCUCAUUCAUUCCUACACACAGGCUCACUCGCCAGCUCUCUCCUCUCUCUCUCUCUCUCUCUCUCUCUCUCUCUCAGAAUGACAAUUCUAGGUACAGCUCUUGGUCUGGUUUUCUAUUUACUUCAAGUCGUUUCUGGAGAAAGUGGCUAUGCAGAGAAUGGAGACUUCGAUGACGCAGAACUAGACGACUACUCAUUCUCGUGCUACAGUCAGCUGGAAGUGAACGGAUCCCAGCACUUGCUGACCUGUGCAUUUGAUGACCCGGACGUCAACAGCACCAAUCUGGAAUUUGAGAUAUGUGGGGCCCUUUUGGAUGUAAAUUGCCUGAGUUUUAAUAAACUACAAGAGAUGUAUUUCAUCAAGACAAAGAAAUUCUUACUGAUUGGAGACAGCGAAAUAUGUGUGAAGCUUGAAAGAAAGAGCAUGACUUGCAGGAAAAUGAACAUAGUCAAAAUAGUUAAACCUGAGGCUCCUUUUGACGUAAGAGUCAUCUAUCGCGAGGCAGCAAAUGACUUUGUGGUGACAUUUAAUACAUCGCACUUGCGAAAGAAGUAUGUGAAAGAAUUAAUGCAUGAGGUAGCCUACCGCCAGGAAAAAAACGAAAACAAUUGGAUGCACGUGAACUUAUCCAGUACAAAGCUGAUGCUCCUGCAGAGAAAUCUACAACCUGAUGCAAUGUAUGAGAUUAAAGUUCGGUCCAUCCCUGACACCAACUAUUUUGAAGGCUUCUGGAGUGAAUGGAGUCCAAGUUUCCACUUCAGAACUCCAGAGACCAGUAUCAGAGGGCAGAUGGAUCCCGUUGCACUAACUAUCAGCAUUCUGAGCUUCUUCUCUGUGGCUCUCGUGGUCAUUUUGGCCUGUGUGUUAUGGAAAAAAAGGAUUAAGCCUAUGGUGUGGCCCAGUCUCCCUGAUCAUAAGAAGACUCUGGAACAACUGUGCAAGAAACCAAAAAAGAAUUUGAAUGUGAGUUUCAAUCCUGAAAGUUUCCUGGACUGUCAGAUUCAUAAGGUAGAUGGCAUUCAAGCUAGAGAUGAAGCAGAAGGCUUUCUGCAAGACCCUCUUCCUUCACAACCAGAGGAGUCUGAGAAACGGAGGCUCAGAGAGGGUAUGCAGGGCCCAAACUGGCCCUCCGAGCAUCCAGUCUUCACCCCAAAAACUUUCAUAGGAGAAUCACCAUUCAGAUGCCUGGCUGGGAAUAUCAGUGUAUGCGAUGCCCCAGUGCUCCCCUCCUCCAGGUCCCCAGACUGCAGGGAAGGUGGCAAGAACGGGCCACUCGUGCACCAGGACUUGCUGCUUGGCCCUGGAACUACAAACAGCACCCUGCCCUCUCCAUUUCCUUUCCAGUCAGGAAUCCUGACACUGAACCCUGCUGCCCAGGGACAGCCCACCCUCACUUCCCUGGGAUCAAGUCAAGAGGAAGCAUAUGUUACCAUGUCCAGCUUCUACCAAAACCAGUGAAUUGCAAGAAACCCAAGACCAGAAUCAUUGUGAUGAACAAAGAUGACUGAAUCCUACUCUCUCUCACAGCACAAAGAAGACAAAACUAACGCAGCCCCUCUACAUGAUCUGCAGGACUCUGAAACAUCGCUUUGACCAUGCCUCCCCACUUCAGCGGCAUUCAGCAGGAGGCAGGAGCAUUUUGCAUCAGGCAACUCUGGUGAUUCAGUUAUUUUAGAAAGGAAAAAAGCAGAAAAGAGUAAAAGAAAGGGUGGGGGAAAGGAUGGAGGGACAGGGGAAGCAGAAAGGGAGCAAAGGAAGAAAGAAGGAAAGGAGAAUGAGAAUGAUAGAUACCAUUAUUAGCACUUACUAUAUACACAGUGCUGUGCUACGUGCCUGCACAUCUUGUCUCACUGCAUCUUCACAAUAAUCCUGGGAGGUGGGUGCAAUUAUUAUUGUUCUCUUUGCUAUAGAUGGUGAAACAGUGGCUUAAAUUAACUUAUCCGUGUCCCCCAACCAGCAAGGAAUAGAACCAAGAUUUGCUGCCCAGGAGUCUAAAUGCAGUCCCCUCCGAACCAGGCACCUUUCUCUUACUAGGGACUGUCCCACUCCUGAUAGCCAAACCUCACUAAUAACAAGGUGACCCUAUAGUUUAUUGUCCAAACUGGGUCACUUUUGAAAGCAAAAGGGAAAGUUACAAGUAGUCACUCCAGGACAAGUGUAAACCAGGAAUAUACCAGACAAAUGGGGACAUCUGGUCACCCAAACCAAAAAGGCUAUGAGGAAGACAGUGGGAAAGGAAUGGUCUCAUGAUGUGUGAAUCCAGCCAUACCUACAAAAAGUGGAGAAGGCAAGAAAGAGCCACAAAGCUCAUUUCAUUUCAUUUUUUUCUGAAAAAAUACUCAAAGGGUAAUCAACUAGAAGCCCAGAAUUUCUACUAAUAGUUGCCAAGAGCAAGAUCUUCUUGCUCCCCCCACCCAACCGCAUCCACUGAUGAUGGAAGAACACGUGCUUGACUCUGGACACUGGUGCAUUCGAGCAAUAAGCCAGGAAACAACCCUUCUAUGUGCGUAGAGACUACCCAACCCAAAUUCACCUGCUGUCCUGAUUUCUACUGCCGUGGAUAUUGCCACAAAUUUCACGGAGAAGGCAUUACAAGCAUACGCAGUGAGUGAACUGACUGUGGCCAUGUUCUUAAAGAUACGGAGGAAAGACAUAUUGUUAGCAUCUGACAAGUGUCUUCUUACAUUUCUUGGUCUAGAAUACGUUUCUAAAGUCUAUCUAUUCUAAAGCCAAAUUAAGGCAGCGGAGCAGUGUCAGCUGAGCCUACCCCCACAGCCCCCCAAGGCCCCUCUGCACACAGACCCCGGCAGAGCAGAGGCAGCAGGGGGAAGGAAAGAAACACAUCGGUCCAGGACUGAUGCUGUUGUUUGCGAGUUUGUCCUCACAGUUGUUGUCUACAUUUUACAUUUUUCUUUGUUCUGUUUUUAGUUUGUUUUGGGAGAGACUAAGUCUUUAAUUUUUAAAAUUCUUUCGUUUACUUUGUUUUGUGAUGUCUAUCAAGAGAGUUUUAACUCGUGGACUCAUGGGCCUUAUCUGUGGGCUCAGAGGACUAAUAAUUGUCAGACCAGCUUAUUCUUCAGUUGAGUGGUGUCCUUUCCAAGUCCUCUCCAAGUGUGAAUCAGUCGUGCUGACUGUCAGUGCAUAACCCCUUAGAUUUUCUCAGUGCUUUUGUGAUUUUUCAAAGCACUUCAGUGAGCAUUAUCCCUGUCAUUUCCUUGACAGGUAUUUAAGACAAAUAAGUUUGGGACCCUGCCCCCAUAAAGCGAAAAAUUUAAUGAAAGGCAGCUUUGUAAACAAAUGAUGAUAGUAACACAGAAUGCUAUCAUGGAGGCAUGUUAAGAGUGCCCUGUCGGAGGCAGUCAGGGAAAAUGCCACAAGAGUGGUGUACCUCUGCGUGGAGGAAAGGCAGAAUCUGCCUGGCAUGUAAGCAGCAGAAGGUAUUUUCCACCAGGUGGACAUGGGUUCUCUACCUUCGGUAGAAAUGCGAGCCACGUCUCAAGGAAGAGAUCAUCACAGAAAACCUCACGCCCAGCCGAGCUCUCUCGCACCUUAUCCAGAGGUCCUAUGAAAUACUUAUUGUAUUAUCUUUGCCUUAUGGGAAAAUUCGGACACAGAGAGGACAGGUAAGUUAUUCAAACUUACACAUUGAAGCUGUAAGUUUGUAUCCCUUGUAAACAUAGACAAUCUCUCAAAGAAAAGAGGAGCUAGGUCCAGAGGAAGAUCAAGGUCCCUCCGGCUCUAUACCCCUGUUUCAAUGUUGUUUGGCACAGUUUAUCAUUUGAAUUCAGUGUGUGAAUGUCUGUCUGUUACUGGAGGCAUGUAAAAUCCAUGUAUCAUACUCUUAUGUAAUCAUAACUGCUGCUAAUGCUUGAUUAUAUACUCAGGGACAAUGUCUAAUGUAACAUCGCAAAUUUGUUCUGACCAACCCCCUGUGGUUUUUAUUAAGAAAGAAAAACUCCUGGUCAGGGACAUUGUAUAAAUCAAAGAUGUAAACUGCUGAUUCUGUAUAACAUAAAAUGAAAAGAAAACAUAAAUAGGCAGAGAAUUUGGUCAAUUAAACAACCAUGUCUGAGUCUAGGGGACGCUGGCUUACUGGAUGGAUUGACCAGAUUUUGCCUCUCCCUUCAUUCUGAUUUCCAAGGGCGUUUGCUUCAGAGAAGCUAAGCAUGGGCUGUUUCAAAUGUGUAUUUUCUAGACUUGUGUUUUCAUAGCAUUUCUAGAGAGGCGACAAGACUCAGAACUGGCCAGGAAGAUGGUGAGCCUAUGUGAUCAGAUAGCCGGAGUGAUGUGUAUCAGAUGCCAUUUCUGACAGCUCAGUGGUUUUUCUCUGGGGUUAUUCUUAAAAAUAUCCAUCAUUCACUACACUGAAAGUCUCUGAUUUGACUAUAUACUUCCCACAUGCAUUACAAAUAUUUUGCAGAGCUGCUAAGUAUAAUUAUCCGAUGUGUGUGACAAUCAUAUAUUUAAUUAAACGCUAUAAAACUC
Camelus dromedarius (Arabian camel) is the source of this 4568-nucleotide messenger RNA. RefSeq names its product interleukin 7 receptor (gene IL7R). Gene Ontology annotation, molecular function: cytokine receptor activity; protein binding. Gene Ontology annotation, cellular component: membrane; external side of plasma membrane. Gene Ontology annotation, biological process: cytokine-mediated signaling pathway; hemopoiesis; positive regulation of receptor signaling pathway via JAK-STAT. The transcript is spliced from 8 exons. Bases 162 to 1541 code for a protein of 459 amino acids. Lineage: Eukaryota; Metazoa; Chordata; Mammalia; Artiodactyla; Camelidae. The record is from RefSeq and is a predicted model, not a curated record.